This is a messenger RNA of Porites evermanni, 1560 nucleotides long. The record is from the annotation of a GenBank genome assembly. Lineage: Eukaryota; Metazoa; Cnidaria; Anthozoa; Scleractinia; Poritidae.
AUGAUUAAAACCCUGUUAGGUCAGAAAAAGGCUACUGAAGAUCUGGCAGCCAAGUUGAAUACAGUACCCACUUACAGAAGACAAAAUGUACAGCCUCAGCUCCAGCUUCAGCAGCGACAGCCUAGAAUUAAUGUAGAUGGUGACAGUGUUAUCAAUGUGGAGCAUCAGGAGACUGCCCGAAACUGCAGUGCAAGAAGUAGACCGCCACCCCUCCAGAACCUCAACCAGGCCUCCACCUAACCUGUCAAACUAAAACUAACCCCCUGCUGCUGAGUCAGGCAACAGAACAUUGAUUUACAUACAUACUUAGCAAUAUAUCGCUAUAGGUGAUGCAAACGGUAAUUCCAUUACAUUUACUGUAAAAUAACAUUCGUUACACACAGAUUGUAGGGGCACCCUGUAGUCCAAUACACUUUAAGCUGCAGGAAAAGCUAUGACUUCAGAGGAUUUGUGGGCAAAAUCGAUGUUAGGAUCCAAGUGGAAUGAUCAUAGCUGUAGACACUGGCUACUGAGGAUAGUAGCCUGGUGAAGAUUCAAUUGUUGUUAUCGAGCCCCUAAUCAUGGUAAUCAUGAGCACCCUUUUAUCAGUCAGUCACAGACGUGGUGAAGUACGAGUUGCUGACAUAGCACAAGGAGGACGUGGAAGGACUCCCACACAUUGAUGCUGGCUCUAAGAGUUUAACCCUGGAGAUGAUAGCUACAUGGUGCCUCAAACAUUCCACCAUAACACCGGACAGUGGGCCAAAACUUCCAAGUGUUACGUUUCGUAAGGUGAUCUUUUUAGAAAAAGGGGAAAAGGCAGGAGGAUAAGAAAAAAAACAUGAACUGAUAAUAGUCUCAAUCAUUAUUGUAAGAUUGGCAUUACCAGAAUUCGGGUCACCAAUCAUAUUUCCUGUAUUAUCUGCAACUCCAUUCUUUUGCUAAAAGAAAAUGUCUGACUUCUUGGGCAAUCAAAAUCGGCAGAAAAUGGAUGCCGAACUCCAAAUUACUAGCCCUCAUAAAAACUUCAAGAACUGGAAGGAUGUCGAUGAAACUAAACUAGCCUUGGCAAUUGAAAUUCCAUAUUUUUUGUUGACGAAUGGCAUGGGAAAGUCUCUGGCAAAACCGAUUCUGCAGCCACUGUCCCAGACAAACUUUACCUACAAUGUGUGAUGAGUUGCCCAAAUCAUAUUUAAUAACACAGAAACUAAGCCAACUCAACAACAUUUGCACACUUGAAAAUGUACCUGGACACCACCGAGGUGCUCAAAUAUCAUUCAGACAUUAAGAUCUCACAUUAAAGACCUUCAGAAAAAGGAUCCCUCAUUUGGUAUAAAUAAGCCUGUUAAGAUCAAGAUCAGUGGUGAUGGGGCGAAAAUGUCAAGGAGCACAAACUUCCUGAUUCUGUCUUUUUGCCUCCUCCAAACAGGCGAGAAAGUCAUGUUGUUAAAAGGAAACAGAACAACUGCUAUUGUCAAUGGCCCAGAAAAAUACGACACCCUUGAACACUCUUUCUCAUUAGUCAUCAAUGACAACAAUUGUGAAACUGUGCCCCUUGGAGCACUGUUGAACUUUGAAUGA